UCCUGUGUAACCCUGAGCAGCGGGUUUGGGCAGAGUGCGCGUUAUUGCAGGAUGUGGUGAAUGCAGGAGGUGGUGCCGCUCACAGCUCGCGCAGUGACGGUUGGGACAACGAGACGUGGCGCGUACUCAGAGACGGACAGCAGCUGGGAGACUCAAACGAGUUAAAGUUCGCUUUGAAGGGCGGAAAAUUACGGGCCGACGUCCGCUCGACCGUCGGGUGGGGAGCAGUUUAGGGAGCAGAGCUGAUUCAAUCAUCUGAGCUCCAGGGAAGAGCCCGGAACCAAGCGACGCGACUCGUUUUGUUUUCUGAAAAGAUUUGUAACGUAAAUCGUUUGAGAUGUCUGUGUAGAAACUCUCUUGUUUCUUUUUGUUUAGUUUUUAGUUUUGUUGUUUGUUUUGGAUUUGUGUACUUUGGAGAUGAGUGCGUCAGUGAACGGAGUGGAACCCAAACCCGCACCAGCGGUCAGUCAGAACGGACCGGGUUCUGUUCCUCCGAGCCCCACGAAUGUCAACACACUCGAGCCGGGGCUACUGGACGAGGAGCCGCAGUCUGCGGUGACGGACACCACGCAGAUGGGGAUCAAGUUCGCCAAGACAUUCCUGCUGAUUUUCCCCAUAUACGUGCUGGGAUAUCUGGAGUUCAGUUUCAGCUGGGUGCUCAUCAUCCUGGCCGCGCUGUUUUGGCUCAGACGGAACCAGGGCAGCAGAUUCGCUCGGGUGAACCAGGCGCUGCAGUUUCUGGAGCAUGAGGAGCGAGCGGUGCGUCAGACCAUCCGGAGCUCAGAGCUGCCGCCGUGGGUUCAUUUUCCAGAUGUGGAGAGAGUGGAGUGGCUCAACAAGACUGUGCAUCAGAUGUGGCCAUAUAUUUGUCAGUUUGUAGAUAAACUCUUCAGAGAGACCAUUGAGCCAGCGGUGCAGGGAGCCAAUGCGCACCUUAGUACUUUUACCUUCUCCAAGAUAGACAUGGGGGACAAGCCUCUCAGGGUGGAUGGAGUGAAAGUUUAUACAGAGAAUGUAGACAGAAGACAGAUUAUUAUGGACUUACAAAUCAGUUUUGUCGGAAACACUGAAAUCGAUGUGGAUAUUAAGAAAUACUACUGCCGUGCAGGAAUCAAGAGCAUCCAGCUUAAUGGGGUGUUGAGGGUCAUCAUGGACCCAUUGCUGGGGGACAUGCCUCUGAUUGGUGCACUUUCUGUGUUCUUCCUCAAGAAACCUUUUCUGGAUAUAAACUGGACGGGUCUUACAAAUAUGCUGGACAUCCCUGGAAUAAAUGGUCUGUGUGACGGCAUUAUUCAGGAUAUCAUAUACAGUUAUCUCGUGCUGCCGAACAAAAUCACUAUUCCGCUUGUAAAUGAAGCACAAAUUUCCAGACUCCGCUUCCCUAUGCCAAAGGGCAUUCUGCGGAUUCACUUUCUGGAGGCGCAGGACCUGGUAGGGAAGGACACGUUUCUGGGUGGCCUUAUAAAAGGAAAGUCAGACCCGUAUGGCGUUAUUCAGCUUGGGAAUCAGCUCUUCAGAUCCAAAAUCAUCAAAGAUACGGUUAAUCCUAAAUGGAACGAAGUUUACGAGGCAUUUGUGUACGAUAACCCAGAAAAGAAUGUGGUGAUAGAGCUGUUUGAUGAGGACACUGAUAAAGAUGAUUAUUUGGGAAGCCUUACCAUCAACGUAGAUGAACUAGAGAAGGAACAGAAAGUAGAUGAGUGGUUUGUACUUGAUGAUGUUGCUACAGGAAAGCUUCACCUGAAGACUGAAUGGCUUUCUCUUCUCCCUACACCUGAUAAACUCGAAGAGGUUUUAAGCAGCAUUAAAGCAGAUAAAGGGCAAGCCAAUGAUGGACUGUCAUCAGCAUUAUUGUUGGUGCAUCUGGACUCAGCCAAAAAUCUGCCACGCAAUCCUUUAGAAUUCAACAGUGCAGGUCUGAAGAAGGGUACAGUCAAUAAAGCGCUAAAGUCUGGUAAAAAGGUUGCCAGUAUGCCCAGUCCAUUCGUCCAGUUUACUGUGGGACACAAAUCCUUUGAGAGCAAGACAAGAUUUAAAACCAAUGAGCCCGUUUGGGAGGAGGCCUUCACAUUCCUGAUCCACAAUCCAAAGAUUCAAGAACUUGAAGUGGAGGUAAAGGAUGAGAAGCACGAGUGUUCCCUUGGGACGUUUUCUCUUCCUCUGUCAAAUCUGCUGCAGGAGGAUCAGAUGACUAUCAGUCAGCGUUUCCCACUCAAGAACACAGGACCCGGUGCUACGCUUAAGAUGAAGAUGGCACUUAGGGUAACACACAUGCAUAAACAUCUUACACACACAUUUUUGUUUAAUUAAAUUAAAGAAUUGAAU
This is a messenger RNA of Carassius auratus (goldfish), 2325 nucleotides long. Its product is annotated as extended synaptotagmin-2-A-like. Gene Ontology annotation, cellular component: endoplasmic reticulum membrane. Lineage: Eukaryota; Metazoa; Chordata; Actinopteri; Cypriniformes; Cyprinidae. Gene Ontology annotation, molecular function: calcium-dependent phospholipid binding; phosphatidylethanolamine binding; phosphatidylcholine binding. Gene Ontology annotation, biological process: lipid transport. The record is from RefSeq and is a predicted model, not a curated record.